Molecule: messenger RNA, 1712 nt
Organism: Medicago truncatula (barrel medic)
Lineage: Eukaryota; Viridiplantae; Streptophyta; Magnoliopsida; Fabales; Fabaceae
Product: transcription factor bHLH68
Exons: 9
Coding region: 348-1355 (335 amino acids)
Biological process (GO): regulation of transcription by RNA polymerase II
Cellular component (GO): nucleus
Molecular function (GO): RNA polymerase II cis-regulatory region sequence-specific DNA binding; DNA-binding transcription factor activity, RNA polymerase II-specific; protein dimerization activity
Source: RefSeq, a predicted model, not a curated record
UCACUUUAUGAUAAAGCAAAAGCAAGCGAGCUAGGUAGGGGAAAAUACAAAUAAAAAAGCAAAGGAAAGUAAGAAAAAAAGGAAAAGCAAUAAAGAAAUUAAAGGUAAGGAAGAAAAGAGAGGAAACAAAAGACAAAAGGUUCUAAAACUCCAUGAUUAUUAUUAACUCAAAUUCUAUCAAAAAAAUUAUAGAACCAAGCAACAAUAGUGUUCCUUCCCCCUAUAGCUACUUAACCAACCACAGAAGCAUCUAUCAAAGUUUCUACAAAGGGUGAACCCUAUUUGAAUCAUCAAGAAAGAAAGAUAUAGCUAGAAAGAGAUCAAAGGAAAUUGAGAAGAGAAAAGGUAUGAAUAGAGGUGUUUAUCUACAAAGCUCACCAGUGCAACAGAUGAUGGCUGGAAACCCUAACAACUGGUGGAACACCAUGCGCCCUCCUGCACCUGAUCAUCAUCAACCUAAUUUCUUCUCAACUACUACUCCUAAUUCUAAUUUUCAAACUCCAUAUCCUCAUGCAUCUUCUCUUCCUCUUCCUUCUUGGCAUGAAAAUCAAGAUCAACUUCCUGAGUCAUGGAGUCACCUCCUCAUGAAUGGUGUGGUGUAUGAAGAAGAGAAGGCUAGUAUGCUAAGUCAGCCUCCUUCAAAUGCUUCUCUUGUUGAUCAUGUUAAACAAGAAAGUUCAGUGAACAACUAUGUCUAUGGAAAUGAAGAAUUUCAUGGAACACCAAAUUCUACUUGGUCUCAAAUAGUGUCGGUGCCUUCUUCUUCCUCCUCCAAAUCCUGUGCAACAAGUUUCACCAGUACUAGCAUGUUGGAUUUCUCUAACACUAAAACGGAUAUAAGAUCUCCACCAUCAGAUCUAUCUUCUGAUCAGUGUAAUAGCUCUUCAGCUGGUGGGGCAUUGAAGAAAGCUAGGGUUCAAUCAUCUACAUUCAAGGUUAGGAAGGAGAAGUUAGGUGACAGAAUUACUGCCCUUCAUCAGCUCGUUUCCCCAUUUGGAAAGACUGACACAGCCUCUGUCUUAUUAGAAUCUAUUGGUUAUAUCAGAUUCCUUCAGAGUCAAAUUGAGGCACUUAGCUUACCAUACUUGGGAAAUGGAUCAGGAAACAUGAAGAAACAACAACAACAAUAUGUUCAAGGAGAGAAGAAUUGUUUAUUCCCUGAAGACCCUGGUCAGCUGCUGAAUGAAAACUGUCUGAAGAGAAAGGCAGUUAGGGAACAGGUCUGUGAAGAAAAAGAAAAGAAAGACCUGAGGAGCAGAGGAUUGUGUUUGGUUCCAGUGUCAUGCACAAUGCAAGUUGGAAGUGACAAUGGAGCUGAUUAUUGGGCUCCUGCUUUUGGUGGGGGAUUUCAGUAGAUUAAUUGGUGUAGCAUAUAUUCAUAAAUAUUUGGGAGCAUACAAAGAGGCGGCAAUUAAUUGGUGGAAAUUUGUAUAACAUUAUGAGCAGUCAAUCUGCUAUAUAUCAAAUUAUCUAAGGCUGAUUGCUCAUGAUGUUAUGCAGGGUUCCUUAAUAAAAAUGUAUGCAAGUAUAUAUAUUUGCAAGCCCUUGUUAAGAAUCAUUAAUUUGUGCAAAUAAUCAACCUUUAAUUUAUUUUCAUUCCAUUAGCUUAAUUUAGAAGUCAGAUGCUAGAUUUAAAUAUAGAUUUAUGGAAUAAUUGUAUGAUGAGUCAUUUGAAUGCUAAAACUUCUUUGAAACAAACUUUUGUAUCUUUA